Molecule: messenger RNA, 1441 nt
Organism: Cydia strobilella
Lineage: Eukaryota; Metazoa; Arthropoda; Insecta; Lepidoptera; Tortricidae
Gene: Blos2
Product: biogenesis of lysosome-related organelles complex 1 subunit 2
Exons: 4
Coding region: 98-529 (143 amino acids)
Biological process (GO): endosomal transport; lysosome localization
Cellular component (GO): gamma-tubulin complex; BORC complex; BLOC-1 complex
Molecular function (GO): gamma-tubulin binding
Source: RefSeq, a predicted model, not a curated record
AACAAUCAUAAAUUUUAUUUAUUUGUAAAGGUGGAAUUUAGAAUUUAGUUUUGUGAUAAAAACUAAAAGAACUAGCAUAGAACUAGUUCUAAGCAGAAUGUCAGACGAAGAUAUCGAGAAAUGGAUAAAAGAUGGCCGCAACAAAGAUUUACAGGUGUCAACGAGCUGCUCGAGUUUCGAGGUGCUGGACCCGCACGACCCGGUUAUCAGCCGCCUCGCCACGCAGCUCUUCAAGCGCACCAAUGACUACCUACAGGGAGAAAUGUCUGCGGGCCAGGACCACUACCAUCUGCUGGAGCAGAUCAACCGCCUCACAAUAACCAAGUACGCUGAUCUCCGUAACCUGGCGGUGAACCUGAGCAAAACACUCAAUGAGUAUAAUGAAAUGUACAACACCCAGAUCCGGCCGCUGCUGCAGCAGAUAGACGCCAUCGACGCACAGGUAUCCAGGUUCGAAACCAGCGCGUACCGUCUCGACGCUUACACUAAGCAGCUCAAACAGCGUUUCAAGGAAAUCGAGGACAAGUAGCCAGAAAAUAGACCUCCACUAACGAGCAGCUGCCAGGCGCAUGUAGCAAGCGAACUGGUUUAAUUGCUGAUGUGAUGUCGGAAAGUUUCCAAUAUGGCGAAAUUUUCACAUUGAAAAGUUUCAGAAACUAGUCAUAUUUUCGUAUUCCGGAGAUGGAAAUUUUUCGUUACCAAAAUGAAAGUUUCCUUUGAAAUUAUCUUGAAAUUUCCGAGAGCUUUUGCAACUUUUUUGAAAGUUUCGGCAUCUUGCACAUCCGUUCCGUAAGUCUAAUUAUGUUGCUUUUGAAAUAGUUGACUAUUUUCAGCUAACCGUCUAGAAACUAGAACAAACACCGCAUUAUAAAGCGUUUAUGAAGAGCAAGUUAUAAUAGUGCAAAUGCGAUUUUACUUAUAAAAUGUGGCGGAUUUGCCUUUUUCUAUUAGAUUUGGCUUCAAGGUCUGGUAUCCAGGGCAUUAAAAAAACAAAAAUUUGAUACAAUUCCACGGAUUGACAGGGCGAGCUAUGCUGGCGCCAUCUGCUAAUUAUUUCGACCGGCCAACCUUAUUAUUCUAUUUUGUUAUAUAUCUCGGAAACUAUGCGUCUUAGUGACACGAUCAUUGCUUUUUUUUCUUUUUUUUUAAUCUGGUUUUUAUAAAAGUUGCUUUGUAUGACGAGGUGACUAAAUGUCAUCUUCAAGCAAAAGGUGCCACAUUGUCGCUCGCCAUAAAGACGCUCUGACAGAUUAUUCGUAUAAAGAUACUAGCAAAUUUCGCCCUUAUGGUAAGCGACAAUGUGGUACCUUUUAUUUGAAAAUGUCACAAAUAAACACGCCGUAUUUGAAUGAAAUGUACUAUUAGUAUAUUGUGGCGACGAGCUAAUAUUACCUAAUGUAUUUGUGACCAUCGGUGGAUAGGAGUCGCCAUCAGAUAUAUC